AUGGACGUCGCGGAGGCCGCGCAGGGCGACGCCAUGCCCACCGCCAACGGCCCGGCUCCCGGUGGCAAGCCCUACACGCCAGGCCAGUUCGAGCCCGUCGCGCCGCCGUCGUGGCAGAUCUGGUUCGGCGCCGCGAUCGGCGUGUUCCCCUUCAUCAUCGCGUCCUAUGAGUUCGGGAAGCGUAUCCUGAUUCAGCGGCGGUGUCAGCGCUGCGAGGGGUCCGGCCUCGUGCCGUCGAGCCGCGUGAAGGAGCGCCUCGUCAAGUGCCCCGAGUGCGGCGGCUUCUUCCCGUGGCAGUCGUGGAGCCGCUUCUUCGAAGCGAACGCGCCUGGGCAGGUGGGCAACGGCGGGCCGCUGCUGCAGCCCCGGGGGCAAACGUCGGUGUUCUACAAGGUGCCGCCGAAGCCGGAGGAGGGCGCGAAGCGCGAGGUGAGCGCGGGCGCCGGCGGGGACAAGUCGGAGAGCAGCUAG
Messenger RNA from Pedinophyceae sp. YPF-701, 471 nucleotides. Lineage: Eukaryota; Viridiplantae; Chlorophyta; Pedinophyceae. The record is from the annotation of a GenBank genome assembly.